Molecule: messenger RNA, 339 nt
Organism: Nematolebias whitei (Rio pearlfish)
Lineage: Eukaryota; Metazoa; Chordata; Actinopteri; Cyprinodontiformes; Rivulidae
Product: ubiquitin thioesterase OTUB1
Biological process (GO): protein K48-linked deubiquitination; negative regulation of double-strand break repair
Cellular component (GO): nucleus
Molecular function (GO): ubiquitin binding; cysteine-type deubiquitinase activity
Source: RefSeq, a predicted model, not a curated record
AUAGCGAACACUAACCCCUUAGUAUCAGAGAGACAGGAGCUGGCAGUGCUGCAGAAAGAAUACGCCGAGGACGACACGGUUUAUCAGCUCAAGAUCAAGGACCUUCACAAAAAGUACUCGUACAUUCGUAAGACACGACCAGAUGGAAACUGUUUCUACAGAGCCUUCGGUUUUGCACAUCUCGAGUCCCUUCUGGACGACAGCAAAGAACUUCAGAAGUUCAAAGCAGUUUCAUCUAAAAGUAAACUUGACCUGGUUAACGAAGGCUUCACUGAGUUUACUAUUGAAGACUUCCACAACACCGUGAGUAUCCAGCUGCAACUACACCCCCUUCACUGA